Messenger RNA from Seriola aureovittata, 1466 nucleotides. It is a transcript of the gene cntd1, whose product is annotated as cyclin N-terminal domain containing 1. The coding region runs from base 233 to 1162 and encodes 309 amino acids. The record is from RefSeq and is a predicted model, not a curated record. The transcript has 7 exons. Lineage: Eukaryota; Metazoa; Chordata; Actinopteri; Carangiformes; Carangidae. Gene Ontology annotation, cellular component: site of double-strand break. Gene Ontology annotation, biological process: reciprocal meiotic recombination.
CAAAUGAGUCCCCAUGGCAGCUUUGGUUCCUACACGGAGACGUUGGAGCGACUUUGGAGUGACAACCUCGGGAAUGUAGCGCCAUCUUCCGGAAAAUAUAAACUUCAAACACGUUUUUCUUUUGGUUUUCUACCCAAGUUUUUGACAAAAGUGAACAUAUUCUUAAAUAUAAACCUGGCAGCUGGUAAAUGUGACGUUUGUGCAUAAAGAAGCCGUUCGUUAGUGAUUGUAAAUGGCGAAUAGAUCGUUUUGCUCUCCCAAUCACAGUUUCAAGUUUGGGGAAGUCUCUUUUGACCUGCUCACAGAUUUUCUUGUUAAUCUCAACAAAAGAAACAAAGAUAACCUCAACCAUCUAUCAAAAUGUAGCGGGACCUUCAAAGAUAAAAGACUCGUUGAGUACGUCUUCCUGAUCGCUAAAGAACUGAGACUCGAUCCACUGGUUGGAUACCAUGCCAUUGAAUUACUUCAAAGGUUCAUGGUCAAGCACCUCACAGAUUUGCUCACCACACCCACACCUCAAGGUGCAGCUGCUGAUCAGCCAGGAAGUUACGAGGAUGUUAUUUUUGACAAGAUCGAGGGAAAAUUCCCGCUCAUUGUCUUCUCCUGUGUGCAACUCGCAAGCAAGCUGUCUUUGCACAGUCAUAUAAUCGACAACAAUACUGCAGUGCAGUUUCUGCAUUCGGUCGGACACAGUGUUUCCAAGCAGACUCUCAUGAAAUCAGAGCUGAUGGUCUUGAAAGGGCUUGAAUUCAGACUAAAUGCCCCAAAUCCUCUGACAUAUGUGGAAAUACUUCUGGAGGUGCUUGGACAUAAUGAGCCGUCCAGCCCAGUGGACCGCCUGUAUGACUUGUGCCACCACGUUCUCCAGUUCGUCAGCCUGCAGAGGACCGCCAUCUACGACACCUUGUUGAGGAGUACCGUUCGGAGUGUCAGCCCAUCCAGAGAACAGAGAGAGACGUUUGUGACAGUGACUGAAGACUGCAUGCUUCUUGGUGUCGGUGUCAUCGCCGUGGCUGUGUUCAUCCUCCGUUUCAAAAAAUGGGAACAGGUUGUGGAAGAACUGAGCCAUAUCACAGCAAUCUCAAGGAAGAGCAUCAGCGAUUUCGCUCUUGUGACACUGACGCAUAUUGUUAGAUCCAAUUUCCCCGUAACAUCAACUUGAGUCUUAAUAACGGUCACCCACAGAACACUGCUUUAUAUUGUCACUCUUUAUGGUGGAGUUUGUGUUGUAGCUGUAGAUGUCCGUGUAGAACAUAUUCUGUGUAACUAAGACAGAUGUUUGGUGUAAGAAAAAUUAAUGUAAUGAAAUGGUGCCAAAAGAAAAAAUCCCCAUAGAGUGGUGACAUUCUUAAAAGUAGCCUGUUAGUGAUGGACAUAGGUCUAGAUUAUUUUGAUUCUACAUUCUGUAAAGCCAAUUUACUAUUGACACUUACUAGUGACACUUGGAAAAUGUAAUAAAUAUUGCA